Messenger RNA from Phragmites australis (common reed), 3354 nucleotides. Its product is annotated as leucine-rich repeat receptor protein kinase HPCA1-like. Bases 301 to 3156 code for a protein of 951 amino acids. The record is from RefSeq and is a predicted model, not a curated record. Gene Ontology annotation, biological process: protein phosphorylation. The transcript has 20 exons. Gene Ontology annotation, molecular function: ATP binding; protein binding; protein kinase activity. NCBI's taxonomy places the organism in Eukaryota, Viridiplantae, Streptophyta, Magnoliopsida, Poales, Poaceae.
GAUCAGGCUUCAGACGCAAGAAGCACCAGCCCCCACUGAUCAACUUUUGAUCAGUUCAACUCAGCUCUCCGAAGACUUGUUUAAGGUCUCCAAUAACAUUGCAUACGUGCAUUCUCUAUGUGCAUAUCCGUUGCUUGGACCUGGAAGGAGGGGGGGACACCAUUUGGUAGCCUGCUAGCUCCUCCAUAAGCUAGCUCAUUGCAUGGACUUCUCCAAGAACAGCCAUCAAAGUUAGCUGUGGUCUGGUGCGACUUUGAUUUGCGCGGAGGUUAGGCCCAGAAGGGCACACAGAGGCGCGCGAUGCAGCAGCUGCUACUUCUGUUCCUGCUCCUAGUAGGCCUCCGGCCAAGCUCCAGCCAGACGAACUCCCAAGAUGUUGCCGCACUUCAGGCAUUGAUGAAGAAUUGGCGGAAUGAACCGCAGAGUUGGACAGGAUCAACUGAUCCCUGCACCUCCUGGGAUGGAAUUUCCUGUUCUAGUGGGAGGGUGACAGAAAUGAGAUUACCAAGCAUGAAUCUUCACGGUACAUUAAGCAACACCAUAUACCAGCUGUCUGCUUUGACAUAUCUGGAUCUGUCUAACAACCCAAAUCUUGGAGGCACACUUAGUCCAGACAUUGGAAAUCUGAAGCAGCUCACAAUUCUGAUUUUGCUUGGAUGCAGCUUCACUGGUAAUAUCCCGAAAGAGAUUGGCAACUUAACAAAGCUCACAUUCCUGGCCCUAAACUCAAAUAAGUUCACUGGUGGAAUUCCACCAACACUUGGCCUCGUUUCAAAUCUUAUCUGGUUGGACUUGUCAGCAAAUCAGCUAUCAGGAGAAAUCCCAGUUUCUCCAGGGUUGAAUCAACUUCUCAGCACGAAGCAUUUCCACUUCAGUGAGAACCAGUUGACAGGCCCAAUGAGCGAAAGCCUUUUCAAUGCUAAUAUGAGCCUUAUACAUGUGAUAUUUGACAGAAACAAGUUUACUGGGCCAAUCCCAAAAUCUCUUGGACUUGUUCCAAACCUUACAAUUAUCCAACUAGAUCAGAACCAGUUCAGUGGUCCCGUUCCUAAUAGUAUUGGCAACCUACGUAACCUGAUGGAACUGAACUUAGCAAGCAACCUUCUGAACGGGACAGUGCCAGAUCUCACCAAUGCAACUCAGCUAAAUUAUGUGGAUCUAAGCAAUAAUAACUUUGCAAGCUCACCAGCACCAGGAUGGUUUUCAACGUUGACAUCCCUGAAUACCUUAUUUAUGGAUAAUGAUGGUCUUACUGGGACAAUCCCUAGUGCUCUGUUCAGUUUCCCACAACUGCAGCAAGUAUCACUAGCUAAGAAUGCAUUCAAUACUCUAAAUAUGAGAGGUAACAUCAGCUCACUAUUGCGGGUUGUUAAUUUGACAAAUAAUCAUAUCAUCGAAGAAAAUGUAGACCCAAGCUACAACAACAGCCUCAUAUUAACAGGGAAUCCAGUAUGCUUAGACAACAUUAAUUUAUGCACACUAAAGCAAAAGCAGCAAGUGCCAUACGCCACUAGCCUUGGCCCAUGCGGUGCCAUUUCAUGCCCAACCGAUCAGUCAGCAAAUCCAGUGACUUCGCAGAACUGCCUAUGCACCAACCCCUUUCAGGGUCUGAUGAUCUUCCGAGCACCUGCUUUCUCUGAUAUGACAAACGCUGCAACAUUCCAACCUCUGGAGUCAACACUUGCUCAGAAUCUUAGCCUGGCACCAAGAUCAGUUGCCCUUUCCAAUGUUGAAUUCAGUCCAGGAGCUCCUCUAACACUCACAGUGAAGAUUUUUCCAGUCAGUGGAACCGGCUUCGAUCGCUCAGAUAUCAUAAGAAUCAGUUCUGCUCUGGUCAACCAAACUUAUAAUGCUCCACGUACAUUUGGACCGUACAGCUUCAUAGCAAGCACAUACUUUCCAAGUCCUAGCGGUAAAAAGUCCUCCAUGAGCACAGGUGCAAUAAUUGGAAUAUCAGUUGCUUGUUUUGUCCUUAUUGUUGCCCUUGUUCUGGUAGCAAUAUAUGCUCUACGACAGAAAAGAAUAGCCAAGGAAGCAGUAGAGCAAACUACAAAUCCUUUUGCAUCAUGGGGAGCAGGUGGUAAAGACAAUGGAGAUGUGCCACAGCUGAAGGGUGCAAGAUACUUCUCGUUUGAAGAACUAAAAAAAUGCACCAAUAAUUUCUCAGGAAUCCAUGAGAUAGGAUCUGGAGGAUAUGGGAAGGUGUACAAAGGGACACUAGCAAAUGGGCAAAUAGCUGCAAUAAAACGAGCACAGCAAGGAUCCAUGCAAGGCACAGCUGAGUUCAAGAAUGAGAUUGAACUGCUGUCCAGGGUUCAUCACAAGAACCUAGUGAGCCUAGUAGGUUUCUGCUAUGAACAAGGGGAGCAGAUGUUGGUUUACGAGUAUAUUCCUAAUGGGACAUUACGGGAGAACCUGAUGGGUAAAGGAGAAAUGCACUUGGAUUGGAAGAAGCGCCUCAGGAUAGCCGUCGGCUCUGCAAAAGGUCUAGCAUACCUCCAUGAACUUGCUGAUCCACCAAUUAUACACAGAGAUAUCAAAUCGACCAAUAUCCUUUUGGAUGAAAGUCUAAAUGCAAAGGUUGCUGAUUUUGGUCUUUCAAAGCUAGUAUCUGACACACAAAAGGGCCACGUUUCUACCCAAGUCAAGGGAACACUGGGUUAUUUGGAUCCUGAAUAUUACAUGACUCAGCAGCUCUCUGAGAAGAGCGAUGUUUACAGCUUCGGAGUUGUCAUGCUCGAACUAAUAACUGCCAGGCAACCCAUAGAGAAAGGCAGGUACAUUGUCCGUGAGAUAAGGACAGCAAUAGACCAGUAUGAUCAAGAAUACUAUGGCUUGAAGGCCUUAACUGAUCCAGCAAUCCGGGAUUCAGCAAAAUUAGUUGGCUUCAGGAGAUUUGUGCAAUUGGCUUUGGAGUGUGUGGAAGAGUCUGCCGUUGACCGCCCAACAAUGAAUGAUGUGGUGAGGGAACUUGAGAUCAUCAUACAGAAUGAAGGGGCCCAAUUGUUACAAUCAGGAUCUGUAUCAGCUGAACAAUUUGGAAACGCAAAGGGUCGAGAUCCUUAUGCGGAACAUUUGCCUAUGAAAGAUGAAAGCAGCAGCAGCACCUUUGAUUACAGCAGUGUAUAUUCGUACUCAGCUGUUGAACCAAAGUAGAUACCAUGUAUUAGUUCUUGCUUGUCUCUACUCAUCGUUCUCGGUGCAUAGUCCAAGUGAAAAGGACAUAAUGCAUGUAUCAUACAAUACUCAUUUUCCCUGUCUGUUGAUAAAAGCAAUGUACGAAACAUGUUGAAACACACUGGCAAAUGGCUUGCUUACGAUGAAAUAGCAGAGAAUGAUCUGUAUAUAAUACCA